This is a messenger RNA of Anopheles cruzii, 8776 nucleotides long. RefSeq lists its product as uncharacterized. Gene Ontology annotation, biological process: protein phosphorylation; microtubule cytoskeleton organization; intracellular signal transduction. The record is from RefSeq and is a predicted model, not a curated record. Lineage: Eukaryota; Metazoa; Arthropoda; Insecta; Diptera; Culicidae. The coding region runs from base 53 to 8776 and encodes 2907 amino acids. Gene Ontology annotation, cellular component: cytoplasm. Gene Ontology annotation, molecular function: tau-protein kinase activity; ATP binding; protein serine/threonine kinase activity. The transcript is spliced from 12 exons.
CUGGUGUCUGGGGCCUGUAAUUGUUUUCGCCAAGCAACGCAACGCAACGACCAUGGUGGUAGGCGAGCAGGUGGAGGGCGGCGAGGCACUGCCGCCCUCGCCCCAACAGUACCCACCGCAGAAGGCGUCGAUAGAGAACAUUAUGAGCGGCAUCGAGAACACGGGCGCGGUGAAGAUGAACAACCACAGGAAAAAGCUACGCCAGAGAUUCGACAUCAUCAAAAAGCUCGGCCAGGGAACGUACGGCAAGGUGCAGCUCGGCAUCAACAAGGAAACCGGCCAGGAGGUGGCCAUCAAGACGAUCAAGAAGAGCAAAAUAGAAACGGAAGCAGAUCUCAUUCGGAUACGGCGCGAGGUGCAGAUUAUGAGCUCCGUGCAGCAUCCCAACAUAAUACACAUUUACGAAGUAUUUGAAAACCGUGAAAAAAUGGUACUAGUCAUGGAGUUUGCGGCCGGCGGCGAGCUGUACGAUUACCUGUCCGAGCGGAAGGUGCUGGCGGAGGAGGAAGCACGGCGCAUCUUCCGCCAGGUGUCGACGGCCAUCUACUACUGUCACAAGCACAAAAUCUGUCACCGCGAUCUGAAGCUGGAAAACAUUCUGCUCGACGAGAACGGGAACGCCAAGAUCGCCGACUUCGGGCUGUCGAACGUGUUCGACGACCAGCGGCUGCUGGCCACGUUCUGCGGGUCGCCCCUGUACGCGUCGCCCGAAAUCGUCAAGGGCACGCCGUACCAGGGCCCGGAAGUGGACUGCUGGUCACUGGGCGUGCUCCUCUACACUCUAGUCUACGGUGCGAUGCCGUUCGAUGGGGCCAACUUCAAGCGGCUGGUGAAGCAGAUCAGCCAGGGCGACUACUUCGAGCCGAAGAAGCCGUCCCGCGCGUCCCCGCUCAUCCGAGAAAUGCUGACCGUGUGCCCGCGGCAGCGGGCCAGCGUCGAGCAGAUCUGCAACCACUGGUGGGUGAACGAGGGCUACGACGAAUCGUGCCUCGAUCUGGCCGAGGAGCUGGCCAACCAGACGCCGGUCCGGUUGGACGUGCUGCUUUCGCUGGCACCACCGUCGGUGACGGCGGACCAGCUGCUGGUCGGCAACGGGCAAGACGAGGCAUCCAAGGCGAAGGAUCGCAUCCAGCGGAGCCAUUCGGUGGGCUCGAUCGUCGACAUGGGCGGCACCGAGGCGGAACGGCGCAUUCUCGACAUGGUGGCGGCCGGUGGCGAAGCGGCCCUCAUGCCGUCGCCGACGCGGACGAUCACUCCGGCGGAAGCGGCCACCGGUAGUCCGGCGCAGACGAAGCGCAAGCUCGAAACGACUGUGUCGACCGAGAACGCGACCGGAGCGGUGAAGAAAAAGGACAAAGCGGAUCCAUCGCCUUCGCAUCCGCGCAUACCCGAGGUGAUGGACUUGGAGGAGGCGGCGGCGAUCGGCUCUGAUCCGCCUCCGACCGCACAACCGACGGACGGUAGCCCGUCUCGGCCGGAGGACGGCGCCGGUAGCGAGGCGACUCACGCGUCCCCGACGGCGGACAAGUUCGAGGCGCAGGAAGUGUUGGAUGAUUUGCAAAAUCUCGAGAACAUGUGUGACGAACUGUUGCUGGAGGCCACCACGCAGCCGCACUCGGAACCGGCUCCGGAACAGCAGCCGGAACCACUACCGUCCGAGCCAGCGGCGGCGAAUGGAGUGGCGCAGUCCCCGGUGUCCACACCGGAUGUCACCCACAAAACGGUGUCCAGUGUGCGCGCGAAGCUGGAGAAGCUGGAAAAGCCGGAACCGGAACAGAAACCCGCCUUCCCGGUCGCACCAAGGAAGGUGUUCGGCAAGAACAAAACGACCGACCUGACGUCGGCAAUCCACGCGGUGAACGCUCCGGGUGCGACCGAACCGGGAGACGCACCGGGCGGUCCGGUGCACCGGUCGACCAGCGUGGAGCGCAAGAGCAGCCUGCCGGAGGAGAGCCUGGCGCGCACGGCCGAGCGGCGCAAGUCGCGCAUUCUCGAGACGGCGGAAAAGUUCCAAAACAUGAACCAGCAGCAGCAGGCGGGCGGGAACGAGAAGUUCAAGAAGUUUGUGCUUCCGGGCGGAGGCGUGCCAACGGUCGGGAACUACAAGAAAGAGUUCGAGCGCAAAACGGGCCUCAGUUCGUCGGCCACCUUCACCAAACCGCCGCCGGCAACCCUGGAGCUCCAGCAGCAGCAGCGUAAGCUGGCGGCGGACCAAGACGGCGGCAGGCAGGAACCGGUCGGCUCACCGGUGGCUACUCCACCGUCCACUGUCGGCAGUGGACCGACCAAGAGCAUUUCGUCGGCCUUCCAACCGUCAUCGCAGCCGCACGUCGAGCCGCCGCCCAAGUCCAAGUCGGACGAUGAGGUGAAGGACAGCGACUCGAAGAGCUCGGUCGGCAGUUUCUCGCUGGAGGAAGCCCGUCGUUCGAUGGAGAACUCGAUCGCGCUGUUGAACAAGGUGAAACCGGUCACCCCGGACACGAGUGCACCGUCGACACCGACCAUGGAGCAGCUGUGUUCGCGCACCGAGAGCUUCUCGAUGCUGGACGAGGGCGAGCGUGAGCGGAAGCUGAAGAAUGCGCGCGAAAUCAUUGGCAACGCCAUACCGAUCGGGCGGCUGCGCAAACCGCCGAUGCCGUUCGGUGCCAACGGGCGCUCCACGACCGGUACGCUGGGCAUCAACAAACCGUACCGCUUCGGUGGAGCGGACACGGUGGAGCCACGCUGCGAUACGAUGUCCACCCCCAGGAAAGUAUCGAUGGGAAGUAUUCCGAGCCCGCCGAAGGACGAAACCAAAACAUCGCACGCGGAAAUUACGCUCAAAUCGGCCACCUUGCCGAGGCGAAAGCUGUCCGCCAACAAACCAUCGGAGGUGCCCGGAGACGGACCGGCAAAGACCGACCAGCGCGUCCCACAGCAGCAGCAGCAGUCGUCAGCAUUUGCGCCGAUGCGCUUUUCGACCGAAUUUCAGCACCAAAUUCCGGAUCUGCGCAGUGCGCCGAUCGGGCGCGAUCUGCCGCCCGCGUUUGGGCCGAUGGCGUACCAGCAGCAGCAGCAGCAGCGGGCCAACAGCCUGGAACCGCAGGGCCGCGAUCUUGGGCCGCAAAAACCGCCGGCCUACGGUCGCCCUACGUACGGCGGGGCGCAGCCAGCGCAGCGGGGAACGCUUUCGCGCCAGUCGACGAACGAGUCGAACGAUUCCGACAGUAACACCGUCUCGCAGGGUGGCCUAUCGGCGACCGCCUCCGGCCAGCACAUGGCCAGCGGCACCGUGAGCAACAGCAGCAACGCCACGAUGCCGAUCAAGAAGAGCCCGCGCGAGUUCAUCAUACCGAUCGCGGUCGAAGGCGGUGGGUUCGUGACACCGCGCGCAAACAGCCUCGAACCGUCCGAAUCGAACGCGUCCUCGGCGUCGGCCGUCGGAGCGGCCGGUUUUCCGGGCAUGAAGCCGCGCCUCGGACGCCCUCGGCGAUUGGGGUCUCUGCUGUCGGAAACCGACAACGAGCCGGCCGAAACGAGUUCCUUCCAACGACUGAACCGCCACACUUCUCUGGGCCGUGAUAGUGACUCUGAGGAACCGAAAUUCCACAUGAUGCAUCGACUGCGGAGCUCCCGGCCAUCGAAGCGUGGUACGCAGACGGAUCCGAACGAUUCGGCCAGCUCGGGCGAGGAAGACGAUGACGAUGGUUUCGAAAUACUGACCGCGGAGAAUCUGUUCUCUACGCUCCUGUCGAGGGUUCGCGCUCUCACGAAUCGGUUGAACGUGAACGAUGCCAGCUCGCCGAGGUUCCCAGCGUCGCGCUUCAUGAAUAAUCUGCGCCAAGCGCAGCCAUCCUUCUGGCAUCAGGAUCCGUUUGCAAGGCACAUGGGCGACCCCAACGCCAACGCUUGGCGCCACAGCAUGUCGCGAGACUUGAGCACGGACAUCGAUUCAAUGUUUUCGCGCAGCGGAGCCACACUUCCAAGAGGCACUAGACUCAAAUCACAAAAUAAUCAUGUAACGAAUAGUAGUAAUAACAGCAACAGCAACCACCACCACCCUACCAACAACCAUCAUCAUCAUCAUCAACCACCACCAACAACAACACCACCACCAACAGCAGCAACAACAAAUGGCAGCCCCAUGCGUAGUAGUUUUAACCCUAGGCACAGCUACCAUCAUCAGCUACCCUCGUCAUCUAACCUUCCUUCCUCCAUCUACAAGGACCUGGCCGCGCUGGCGGCGGCGACGCCGCGCGGGGGGGACGGGUCCGCUGCCAGCGGCCAGCCAGGGGGGACGGUGGCUCCUGAGGACGGUGGCGUUGGAGGAAUCCGCGGAGGUAGUGCCGGUGUCCGCGGUGGAGUGGCGGCAGCGGUGACUGAGGAGAACCUGGAUCUGCGCGAUCUCGAUCUGUCGCAGCUGCGCCUGUCAAAGCGCGAUCUGGAGACGCUGUCCAGCAUUACGCCCGCCCUGUCGCAGCGCGUCCAGGAGCAGCUGCUGGCCCAGCUGCCCCCGCAGCAGGCCCGCAAGCUGUCGCGGACGCUUUCGAUGCAGGGUGGACCGGCGGCGGCGACGGCAGCGGCGGCGGCGGCCACUGCCGGGCAGCGGCUUUACCGGCGCAGCUACAGUAACAGCGCCGCCGGAAGUCGCCCGGCCGGUGACGACGGUCGUCGGGCUGGCAGCCAACCGCGGGACAUCCUUUCCCCACCGCCCGGCUAUCAGACGAAGGACGAAGACGGAGGCACCAAUGGCACCACGUACGUCCCGUACGGGGCGGCGGCGGCGGCGCCCUACUUCGACCUGUCCGGUACGUCUGCGCGCUACGAGUUGCCGAGUUCGCGCGGGUCGGCCUUCGCACCCCUGUCGGUGGCACACACACGAGCAUCCGCACCACCACCACCAGCACACCGUCACAGUUUAUUACUCCCGGACACACAGCCCGGCCGAUCGGUCGCGGUACCUUCGAAGCGGCUGUCGCGCUUCCUGAGGCCCGACUUUUUCGAUCCACCCAAGGCAGGGACGGAGGACGCGAAGGCUCCGGUGGAGCCCGAGGGCGGCGGCGGCGUAACACUGCGGGAGGGUGGAGGCUCCCGGCAGCGACGGUUGGAGCAGCUGGGCAGCGAUUCGGUCAACGACCGGUUGAGCUACUUCCUCGAGAAGUACAAGAAGCCGGACGAGACGGGGCCGGUCCCGGAGGUGGCGGAGGAACCGCGGACGAGGCGGGCCACCGUUUCUCCACCGCCGCUAUCGGCAGCCGAAACCCUGUCGUUACUACAGGAGCAGCUGCAGGACCUGACGAACCUGACGUCCCUGAUGGGCGGCAAUGUUGGUGGCCGACGGACUGAGGCCGACGCGGAACCGGCGGUGGUGGCGACGACGCCUGCCGGAGCAUGUCCCAACUGUGAGGGGCCCGCGGAUGCGGAUCCGAAACCAGCGACCUCGACGCCGACCCCGGACGCCAGCAGCAGUCCACCGGUGGACGGUACUCCGGCGACGGCGACGGCGGCACCUACGGUAAAGAAAACGGUCAAGGUGAAGAAGGUGAAGCUGGUGAAGGUGGCCAAACUACCGGCGGUCGACUCGGCGGGAGUCGGCGGUGAGCAACCCGAGCCGCCGUCCACCGUGAAGAAGGUGAAGAAAGCUGACCCCCCAUCGACGGAUGUCACGACGCCGACGACGACCUUGGGUGGGGCUCCGAAGAAGGAGUCGAAACUGUUAAGACCCCGCUCGUACCCCUGCAAGGAACCGGCCGGUGGCCCGGAAGGGAAACUGUCACUGGCGGCCAUCGAUCCGGCGCUCGAAUCAAGCGUAAAGGGAUCCGCGGAGGUGGCGCCACUGGCGGCACCAGACGUAAUCGCCGGAACCGGAACCAGCACCGGCACAGUGGGGAGUAAAAUUGCGCGCCCCAAGAGUUUCCCUUCGUCCAAGCUGACGGCGACGAAAUCUUCGCCACCGAAGGACCCACCGCCGCAGCCUCCGCCGGUCCGUGAGCCGACACCGGACAAGACUCCCACCGAGGUGGCUUCAACUCCCGCCGUCACCGUCGCUGCCAGCAACCCGGCACCGAAGAAGGUGAAGAAGGUGAUCCGGAUCGUGAAGAAGGUGUCCAAGGUGUCGACGGAUGGGAAGAGUGCCGCUCCGGUUGAGACGGCCAACGGGAAGGUCGUCAACGGUGCGAUCACAUCUCCGGAACCGACGGAAGCGGCGACGGAGAAGCAGCGAUCCAAGUCACCGGAGAAGAAGGUCAAACAGAAGGGCUUCCUGGCCAGCAUCGGGCAGCGGUUCGAGAAGUUCCGCGACACCAGCACCAAAGCCGGCAGGGAGAAGAAGGCUGCGGCGACGGCGGCAGCGGCGGUGAGCACCGGCGCGGACGAUGCCACCCUGCCCGAUCCGGCCGUUCCCGCGAUGGUGCCUACGGCGCUGGUGAAGGAGAAUGGCGCCGGUCCAGUGGCGCCCGGGGGGCGGAAGUCCCGUAUCGACACGGUGAUCCGGAACCUGCGCGAGCGAUCGGUUGGCCCGAGGGCGACCGAAGCCGCCGGGCUGACCGAAUCGACGCUGAUCAAGCGCGCCGUGAGCGUGGAGGAGAUGCCGGGCACGUUUAACCGGUGCGGCGUCACGAAGGUACUGGGGCUUUUCCGGAGGUUCGAGAAGGAGCCGCCGCCACCCUCCUCCUCCUCCUCGUCGUCGUCACGCACUAACCACCGUCUUCUUAAUACCAAGUCCUCUAGCCACAUCGCGAUGGCGGCACGGCCUGCGACGGCGGCGGCCGGUGUGUUGGAGACUGAGCCCCGUGCCCGGAUGUACGGUGGGGCGCGCAGUGACACCGUGAUACCGCUGGGACCCCCGAACGGCGACAUGGCGGCCGUGGCGAUGAUGACGUCGGCGACGGAACAGCAGCAGCGUAAGUUACGACCGGUGCAGUCGCUGGCCCAGUCGUCGCAGAUACCGGUCAAGUAUGGCUGUCCCGGUUGCGUGCUGGCGGCGGCGGAAGGUGACGGAACCGAAGCACCGGAACCGGAUGCGCGGUGCUUCCACCGGGAUGAUGGUGCCGAACAUACCGACGGGACCGGUGGCACCACCGCCCAGACCCGCGAAGAACCGGAUCGGAGGGGACGGAGGACCCGCUCGAAUGUCCGCGCACUGACGAUCGAUCUCGAGCAGGCCGUACACUCGGCCACGGAGAAAUUGAAGCGCCUGCAGCAGCAACAGCAGUCAACGACGUCGUCGAUGACAGCCAAUCAUCAAUCUCACACACACGAACAUGCGCCUAGCAAUGGCCACAGCCUCCAUAACCUCAACCACAAAAACAACAACAACCAGAACAACAACAAUUAUCUGUACAAUGCGAACGGUGCGAGUAUGAACGGCGGCGCCCCGCCAGUGCCCUUGGCCAAUAACAAUCACACUCACAGUCACCAUCACCACCACAACAACAACAACAACAACUACAGCUAUCCCCCGGCGAUGCCCUGCGACGGAACACUGGGGCUCGCCUUUAACAGCAUGGCCAACCACAGCAACAACAACAACACGGCGCUGACGCCGUCGUCGUACGACAGCAUCACCAACUACUCCUCUGGUUCGCGCAGUAGUCCGUACGACGACGCCUCGUCCAGCACUUUCCAGUCCCCGUCGGAGGAGCGCGAGCUCUACUUUGACAGCUGGUCCGUGUGCUCGGACGAGCACCAGCAGGACACCAGACUCAACGCCGGCGGCAGGUCGUCGCCGGCCGCGUCGUCCGUGUCGAGGCGCCACUCGCGACUAACCCAAGCCCCCCACCUGCCCUCUGUCUCCCCAGUAGAUCCGGACACGGAGAGCGUCAUCGAGCGGAUCCGGCGCAAGAGCUUCUACACGCGCUUCAACGAGAACAAGAAACCGGCCAAACGCGCAUCGGCCACCAACCUGGCCACCGGAACGCCGCCCGGGGCGUCCUCUUCCUCGUCGGCCCUGCACGGCCUGGGCAAGGAGUACUCCUACGUUGGCUCUGGAACCCUGCGCGAAAAGUCCCUGACACGGGGUGGCUCCACGUCCUACAUUCUGCGCCCGUCCAAGGAGUACGGCGGUGGCAGCAGCGCCACCACCAGCAUACUCACGUCCGCGUCGGCCACACCGAAAUCCGCCGCCCCGAUACGGGAUUGCGUGCGGUUGCGCAACAACCACAGCUUCGACCUGCUGGCGCCCACCGCCGACUACCACCACCACCUACCCGCACACAACCCGCACUUACCACAUCACCACCACCAUCACCAUCACGUCCACGGCGACAGCAACUCCAUCAACAACAACACCAGCAACACGAAGUACACACGCAACACCUACUACGAAACCUCCGUACCGUCCGUGUACGCCCCGUGUUACAGCCCCGUGAAGAGGCGCUCGUCGUUCGUGGCGGCCGCCGGCCAUUACAGUGCCCCGACUAACGAUAUCACGUCGUCCUCCUCCUCGUCGAUCGCGCUAGAUCUGCUCAAGGACCACCACCAGCAAGGGGUUGGUGGUGGUGGCGGCGGUGCCACCAUCACGUCUUCGUCCUCGUCGACCACCGUGUCCGCGUCGGACUACUCGCACGGUAAUGGCGGCGGCGGUGGCGGUGGCGGCAGUAGCAGCACCAGCGGCUCUAGGACCCUCCGGUCGUACGACGGGCGCAGCAGCUCGUUGCUGACACCGAGCGCCCUGCGGGAAGCUCGCUACGGAACCACCAGCAGCACCGGUACGCCGCGGUACGAGAGCGGAACACUCACGAAAACCUACCGCAACCGGACAUCGUCCUCGUCCCGGCCAACGGAGAGUAAUCCAUAA